AUGAAGUUCAGUGGUAUCGAUGACAGCUCGAAUAUUGAGCAACUUCAAAUGCGUCGAGUUGCAUUUUUUGCUAUUGUUAUUUCUACCGCUGCAGUUAUUGCAUCUAUAGUAACCCUUCCAAUGCUAUACAGUUUUGUUCAAUCAUUUCAAUCACAUCUUAUUGCUGAAGUUGACUUCUGCAAGUCCCGAUCUCGAGAUAUGUGGGAAGAAAUGAGUUUAAUAGACAGUGGAUAUCGUGUGAAACGAGAAGCAGGUACUUGGCUUUUUGGUCAAUUUAUACCAAAUUCAUCCGGUGCUUCUGCGUAUAACUUGGGAAACACUGGAUAUAGUAACAAUGAUGGUGCAGCAUCAUACAGUAACGGAGGAGGGGAUGCACCAUAUGGUGGAACUAAUAGCGAACCUUAUGGAGGUUCUAAUACUGGUAAUUCUUAUGGUGGUGGUAUUUUAUAUAAUACCGAUACAAUGGGUGAUACCGAUAAACCAGAAGUAUCACCGAAUUAUGGCCCUGGACCUGAAAUUAAUGCAGAACCAAAUGCUGGUAGCUUUUGUUGCUCAUGCCAACAAGGCCCUGUUGGACCACCAGGACCACCAGGAGAUCCUGGUCCAAAUGGAAGUGAUGGAGAACCGGGCAGAGAUGGUGAAAAAGGAAAAGAUGGACAAAUAUUGCAAUCAGCAAUUGAAUUAGAAGAACCAUGCAUAAUUUGUCCAGUCGGUCAGCCUGGCCCACCAGGCCAGUCUGGUCCAAAAGGACCACAAGGACCAAAAGGAGUGGAAGGUACGAAAGGUGAAGAUGGCAAGAAAGGAGAACCUGGAAUGAUUGGUGCGGUUGGGCCAGUUGGGCCACCCGGAAAAGCAGGACCUGCAGGACCAGCUGGUCAGCCUGGACGACUUAUUCCAAUUAAUGGACCUGUAGGACCCACUGGACCACCUGGUAAACCUGGACCUCCUGGUCCAAAAGGACCACCAGGUCCAAAUGGAGUGACUGAAGAUGGACCGCAAGGACCACCAGGAGAUCCAGGAGUUCCAGGACCUCGAGGACCAGUAGGAUUGAUUGGACAGCCAGGAUUACCUGGAGAACGAGGAGAAAGUGGAUCAUGCGAACACUGCCCUGAACCACGUACACCACCAGGCUAUUAA
Molecule: messenger RNA, 1137 nt
Organism: Thelazia callipaeda (thelaziosis nematode)
Lineage: Eukaryota; Metazoa; Nematoda; Chromadorea; Rhabditida; Thelaziidae
Source: the annotation of a GenBank genome assembly